Molecule: messenger RNA, 1898 nt
Organism: Prosopis cineraria
Lineage: Eukaryota; Viridiplantae; Streptophyta; Magnoliopsida; Fabales; Fabaceae
Exons: 3
Coding region: 1-930 (309 amino acids)
Source: RefSeq, a predicted model, not a curated record
AUGGAGAGAAAAUUGGUUGAUCUAGCUGCUAUUAUCUAUAACUCUAUAAAGCGGUGUAUCAAUGACAAGACUAAGAGAGCACUUGCCUUCCCUCAUUUGAUUACUGAGUUGCUUCUGGCUGCUAAAGUUCCUAUUACUGAUGAUGAGGACCAACAGCAACCCCGUCAGCCUAUCAAGUACCACAAAAUGCAUGCCAAGUCAUCUCGAUCCUCGGAGUCACUAACCGGCGACUACCCAAGCCUCGCCGUCCACCAUCUUGUAUCUUUAUUUCCUUCUCGCGUGUUCGCAUCAUCUCCAUCAAACCUUCUACUUUCCGCCUAUCCUCUGCACAUCUCUGCCUAUGCGUCUUCUGACCUUCAUCAUUGUUCAGCUUAUGUUUUGCCUAUUAUCCAUAGCUGGCGCAAUCGAGCUCGUAGUGUUAAAUCUUGCAACUGGGUUGCCUCUGUCGUGCCGUUGCUGUUCAUUUUUAUCUCCCAUGCCAUCGACGACGUCACCUCCCCUGUCACCGUAUUUUCCCUACUCUCGUCGCCUCUAACUUCAUAUUUUGUUUGUUCAGAUUCUACUUUCAAAAGGAAGGAAAAGGGCAUUCAAGUCCCUUCUGAUUCACCAGAACUUCCAACUGCACCAACCCCAAAGAAGAGUAAAUUUGACUCUUUCAAGUUCAAAUAUCAAGCCUUGAGUGACAGAUUUAACACAAGCAUAGCUCCCAAAGACUUUCACGGGGAUAGGUUCUUUGAAAUUCCUAAAGAUAAGGCUGCCUUCAAGAAUUUAGAGCAACGACAGUGGAGUCAAUUUCUCCAACAAUUAGAUCCUUACUUACCUAUCUUGGUUCGAGAGUUUUAUGCCAACGUUGCUUCCUAUAAGGAGGGUCACUAUUGGGUCAGACAUCACGAAGUUGUUGUGAAUCCUGCAAUUAUCCGUGCCCACUAAAAGUUGCCUUCGAUGAUUGAUUGUCAUUUUUAAAGGUGUAAAGAGGGGGUACUAUACCUCAUUGGGAAGUCAUCAUCCCUGUUCUUAAAAAAAAAACAGCUGUAACUAUCAGUUCUAGAUUGGUCCAGGAUGACUUGUGUUAGCAGGCAUUAUUCUGACUUCACUUUGUCUCCCAUAAGGUCUUGCCUAGCUCACAUGCUUAUGCAGUCACUAAGGAUCAGGCCUUUUUGAUCUGUUGCAUUUUGCAAGAUUUACCUAUUGAUUUGUUAGCUUUGAUUUUCUCUUCGAUCAAGAAAUGCAUUACUGAACUAUCCGGACGAUGAGCUUCAAUGAUUUUUCCUCAUUUAAUGACAGCUAUUAUGUUGAAGUCUAAGGUGACAAUUGAAAAAAUCUAAUGGGUACCCUCGACCAAUGUCUGCUCUCAAGUAUACUUCUUUCAAAGCUGAUUCAGAAGAUGAGGGGGAGACCCAGGAUCGGCCAAAUGCAGAGCAACCUACUUUUGUGACUGAGACAACACCAAUGGACCUUGUGUUUCCUCUCGCCUCCUUUUGGACCUUUGUUCGUGAGUGCCUUGAUCUCCUUCUAGCGCAACAGGCCCUAUUAAACAAGCAGCUGGAUAUGAUGUGGCGAGCCUUACAAAUGAUACCUGGUUUUCUUAUGCUUAGUUCUGAGAAUCCCACUCUAGUUGCUUGUGACACCAGCCAUACAGAGCCUAGCUUCCAAGGCCUACAUCAUGCGGAUACUUCUUGAUCUUUACACCUUUGUUUAGUUUAUUUUCUUUCUUUUCUAGGCUAUACUUAUGUCUCUGUUGUUUCUUUUGACCACUACUCUAUCUCUAUCUGUAGCCUUAUUUUGGUGCUGUAUAACCGUUUGUUUACUUUCUUGGGUUGUAAGGCUAUAUUCUAGUUUUCAUGCAGCUUAUAUCUGCUCUUUUGUGACUGUUAUGGGCAGCAGGGCUAUGUCUAUCA